Lytechinus pictus (painted urchin) is the source of this 4750-nucleotide messenger RNA. RefSeq names its product cleavage and polyadenylation specificity factor subunit 3-like. The record is from RefSeq and is a predicted model, not a curated record. NCBI's taxonomy places the organism in Eukaryota, Metazoa, Echinodermata, Echinoidea, Temnopleuroida, Toxopneustidae. The coding region runs from base 87 to 2159 and encodes 690 amino acids. Gene Ontology annotation, biological process: mRNA 3'-end processing by stem-loop binding and cleavage. The transcript is spliced from 16 exons. Gene Ontology annotation, molecular function: 5'-3' RNA exonuclease activity; RNA endonuclease activity; RNA binding. Gene Ontology annotation, cellular component: mRNA cleavage and polyadenylation specificity factor complex.
UAGAGGGCGACAUUUUCUUAAUGAUCGCGCGUGUGGAUUUGUUUGUGUCGUUGAAAUUUUAUGAAAAUCGCUUAUAAUUUGAAGCAAUGGCUGCCAAAAGAAAGCCAGAUGCGCAGAUCCCAGAGGAGGAAAGUGACCGUUUGAUUGUUCGACCAUUGGGUGCUGGUCAAGAGGUCGGGAGGUCAUGCAUAAUGCUCGAAUUCAAGGGCAAGAAAAUUAUGCUUGAUUGUGGAAUCCACCCUGGUCGUGAUGGCAUGGACUCUCUACCUUACUUUGAUCUCAUCGACCCUGAAGAGAUAGACCUUCUUCUUGUUAGCCACUUUCACUUAGACCACUGUGGAGGUUUGCCAUAUUUUCUAAAGAACACUCAGUUUCGUGGACGAGUUUUCAUGACCCAUGCGAGCAAAGCUAUUUACAGAUGGAAUCUCUCGGAUUAUGUCAAAGUCAGUAACCUAUCAGCAGAGCGUAUGCUGUAUACCGAUGCAGACCUCCAGACGAGCAUGGACCGGAUCGAAACAGUUAAUUUCCACCAGGAAGUCGAUCUGAAUGGGAUACGUUUCUCAUGUUUUCAUGCCGGUCAUGUCCUGGGGGCCUGUAUGUUCCUGAUAGAGAUUGCUGGCGUCAAGAUACUCUAUACAGGUGACUUCUCACGCCAAGAGGACCGGCAUCUGAUGCAGGCCGAGUUGCCCAAUAUCAAACCAGAUAUUCUCAUUACGGAAUCCACCUACGGCACUCACAUACAUGAGAAACGGGAAGACCGAGAGGCGCGAUUCACAAGCACAGUCCAUGACAUAGUCAACAGAGGAGGGCGCUGUUUAAUACCCGUCUUUGCCUUGGGGCGAGCGCAGGAGCUUCUUCUGAUUCUUGAUGAGUAUUGGUCAAAUCACCCUGAGCUUCAUGACAUUCCAAUCUACUACGCCUCAUCUCUGGCUAAGAAGUGCAUGGCCGUCUACCAAACAUAUAUAGAUGCUAUGAAUGAGAAGAUCCGAAGACAGAUCAAUGUUAGCAAUCCAUUUGUAUUCAAGCACAUUUCAAACCUGCGUGGGAUGGACCACUUUGAUGACGUUGGGCCGUCCGUUGUCAUGGCGAGCCCUGGUAUGAUGCAGUCAGGCCUGUCAAGGGAGCUGUUCGAGAACUGGUGCACUGACCGGCGCAACGGUCUCAUUAUCGCGGGUUAUAGUGUGGAAGGCACUAUGGCUAAGCAUGUGAUGUCAUCGCCCGAGGAGAUCCAGACUCUUAGCGGUCAGAAGGUUCCACUGAAGAUGUCCGUUGACUACAUCUCAUUCUCUGCUCACGCUGAUUAUGAACAGACAUCAGAGUUUAUCAGAGCUCUUAAACCUCCUCAGAUUGUUCUGGUCCAUGGUGAAGCAAAUGAGAUGAGUAGAUUGAAAGCUGCUAUUUUGAGAGAAUACGAGGAUGACGACGAGUAUAACAUCCAGGUCCAUAACCCUCGCACAACCCAAGCUGUUGAACUCUACUUCAGGGGAGAGAAAAUGGCAAAGGUGAUGGGUAGCCUUGCAGCUCAGCGCCCUAGGCACAAUAGCAAGAUAUCGGGGAUCCUUGUCAAGAGAAACUUUAACUAUCACAUCAUGGCACCGUCUGACUUAUCAGAGUACACGGAUCUAGCUGUUAGCAACGUAACCCAGCGCCAGAGCAUCGCCUACCAUGCCCCGCUCUCUCUUCUCACGCACUACCUCACCCAGUUGUCGACCGACCUGGAAUAUACGGAGCUCAACGACAAGCCCGCUCUCCGUAUCUUUGGUGAAAUCAACAUUGUCCAUGACCCAGCUGCAAGGGUUAUAACAUUAGAAUGGGUUGCCAAUGCUGAGAAUGACAUGUACGCUGAUGCUGUCAUGACGGUAGUAGUGAGGGUUGCUUCCGAUCCAGACGCUCAGAAAUUCAAGCAGUUACCAGCCAAAAACGACAGCCAGGUAUUCAGCGAACGUCUCAUGGUCCUGCUAAGGGAUAUGUUCGGUCAGAGUACUGUUACAAACUUUGCUGACAGUGAUGAUCUUCUUGUCUGUAUGGACGGCAAAGAAGCACAAGUCAACAUCGAAUCCCUGGAGGUGAAGUCUGAGGAUAAGCAGCUGAAGUCCAUGGUCACAACUGCUAUGAAAAGAUUGCAUGAAGCGAUUGACCCUGUUGCUAUCGCCACCUAGAAGAUGGGAACUAGAAAACCAGCUAUUAGAACUAGGUACCCGAAUUGAUAGUUCUUGACUACCUAGUCAACUACCUAGAAUAUUUAUAAUGGAGGACUGAUUGUUGGACAUCAGGGGUGUAGUGAAGGUCGGCUUCUGGUCCAGAUUUUGCCGGCCUCGGCCUUGGGUUGAAUCACAUAUGUACAAAGUCUAUUGGAGAAGUUAUUCUCCAGCUGCCUUGUGACUUGUAAGAAAUAGCCUUGACUUCAUCAGUGGUUGGCACUACCAGCAGCGGCUCAUAAUGUCCAUAUUACCUUCCAUGAAGGGAAGUGAUAAUUUAGAACACUGUGGACCAGAUUUCAGGUAUCUAUCGACCCUGCUGAUGUCACCUCUUAUCAGCACAAAACGUCAAGAUUCCUGUUGAGGAAGGCUGUAAUAAGCAUCGAUAUCAAAAAGCUGGUUGUUGUGGUUCCAUGAUAUUUGCUCCGGUGACGAUUGCUUCGCUACAAAGUCCACACAUUAAUGGAAUGACCAACUUCAACCCUGGAUUUAACACUAUGCCCUAUCCUAAACCUAACAUAAACCCUAUUGCAACCCUAACCCUCUAUCUUAACAAAACAAAACUCGAAGCAAUUGUCGCAGGAGCAAAUGUUGUGUCACCGGAUGGUGCGACAUGAGGUCAAAGAAUGGAUUUGAAGCUUCAUGCUAUCGGCCGAUACGAAAUGAUGAGGUUAUAUGAAACAAUAAACCUUGAUGCUAUCAGCACCUGGAAGGUCGUUGAGGUUGAACUGCUUCAAAGACCACUUCUGCUGCUCUCAGCCUUUCUGAGUUUGGAGGAAAGAGUAUGAAUUUUUUUACCGUUUUGAUUUUGAGUUCGUUUCAAAAUGAUAUUCUUUGUUUUAAAUGUUACCACACAUUCCUUUUAGAAAUGGGUUUGGGAGGUCUGCAAAAGACACAAAAACUCACCUACUGUCAGUGAUGUCCAUUGUCUUGUUAUAAACUAUUGAAAAUCAUAGUAUCUGAUUGACUGAGAGCAAAUUAGUCUGUGAAAAUUACCAACCAAAUUUUUAUGAAAUGCCUCCCUGAUCUUAAUCAUUUAAUCACAAUCGCCACUGUGUCAUGAAAGAGAAUUUCCUGUUGUUUUACAAUUUUUUUUUUCUAAAGCCCCAGUCACAUAUAGACCCCGAAUCUGAUCCGGGGUGGUCCGGGGAGAGAUCCGUGUUGGCGCCUUGGGCAUCCUUGGAGGUCCAGGGUGGUCCGUGUUGGUCCUUGAACGUCCGGGAGGCCAACACGGCAGUUUUUUACUGUCAAAAACAUCUGGCGUCAUCCGUGGACUGCCGGGUUGGCAAAGCCAUCCGGGAUGGUCCGUGAAGGUUCCGUGUGGCUGCCGUGUAGCCACACGUGGCUGCCUGGAGUAUCCUUGGCAGUCCGUGUUCUUUUUUCCCAUCAAAUCUUUACAACGCUAUUUACUUUAUGAACUUUUCAGGAGUUGUUAAACAGUUGACACAAACAUGCUUAAUUUAUUUAUGAUUAAAUGGAUGAUUUAACGAUUCAGGAUAUUUUCUUACGCUUUGGAGAUUGGCCCCAACCUAAUAUUUGUAAACUUAGUGCAUGUAUCAAUAAUUCUUUUUUUUUUAAAUAUUUACCCCAACUUUGUCUGUUAUUACUAUUUCACAUUUCAUUUUCUUAAAAUAAAUGUUAUGUACCUGUUACAUCAAAAUUGUACAUUAAGUUUUAUACCACUUCCCUGCAUCGACAGUUAUGCGUCAGGACCUGGGCCUAUCUUAAUUUUUAUUAUGUUUUCUAUUGACUUUGUAAAUUUCUUUCCUUUACUGUGAUUUCAAUAAAGUGAUAUGAAAUCAAAUCGAAAUUAGAUUUGUCGUUCAAUAUUUAAAGUACUUAACAACUACUGUUCAAACAGUAAACUCCGUUUUAUAAAAAAACAGCGUUUUUACUGGUUAAGGAAGUUUUAAGUUUUGAUAUCUUUUUUAAAAACAACAUAAUAUAAUGUUGCGACAAGGAUGAAAAAAAAUAAAUAAAUAUCAGCUCAUUAUUAUGAACAGAUUUUCAUUUGCCGUGCUGGUCAAUAUAGCUGCCAUGUUGGUCCUUGAGCUGACGUGUCGGUCCGUGUAGCUGACGUGUUGGUCCGUGUUGCUGACGUGUUGGUCCUUGUUGGUCCUUGUAGCUGACGUGUUGGACCGUGUAGAUGCCGUGUUUACAGUCAUCAACGCUCAAUCCGGGGCAAAACGAUCCAGGACCUCCCCGGAUCAUGCUGGCAUUGCCGUGUUGUUCCGUGAGGAUCCGUGUUUAUAUGUGACUGGGGCUUAACCGGAAGUCAUAAAAACAUUAUUUUACAGAAUUAGAAUUUGUUGGGUAAAGUUUUGCAACCUGGAACCCCCACACCUUCAUAGAAGAGAAAUAACUUUUAAGGAAAGUUGACUUGUGAUGUGGCACACGUAAGAGAUACUUCAAAAUGGUCAAGUUCUUCAUGAAAUUCUGCAAAUUCACAAAUUUUCAGAUUAUGACUGUUGUAAAAACCUGUGUAUGUACAAGUACUCUAAACAGAUGUAAAUAUAUUUUUGUUCUUAUUAUUAAACGAGUAUGAAAAGCAA